Aspergillus bombycis is the source of this 720-nucleotide messenger RNA. RefSeq names its product PDGFA associated 1 family protein. The coding region runs from base 1 to 720 and encodes 239 amino acids. The record is from RefSeq and is a predicted model, not a curated record. The transcript is spliced from 3 exons. Lineage: Eukaryota; Fungi; Ascomycota; Eurotiomycetes; Eurotiales; Aspergillaceae. Gene Ontology annotation, cellular component: cytosol. Gene Ontology annotation, molecular function: RNA binding.
AUGGCGCCUCGUGGCCGUGGAAAGUUCUUCAAGCCUUCGCGAGGAGGUGGGAAACACUUUAGUCGCGAUGUUCAACCAGUUGACAAGCACGGUAAUCCCGUCGGUCUAUGGAGAGAACCAGACGACGAUGCCGCAUCUUCCUCACAGGAGGAUGGGGGCGAUGAGGAAGAGGAAGUGUCCGAAUCAGGAGAAGAAUCUUCAAAGGAAGACGCUAAACCUGGAUCCAGCUCUGCCGCAGCACCAGAAAUGACCCGCGAGGAGCGCCGAGCAGCAGCCAAAGCCAAGAAGCAAGCUGCUAUAGCGAAACGGAAUCAAGUCCAGCCUGGCGAUUUACCACCGUCUGAUCCGGAGUCAGAAUCUGGCAGGGACAGUGAUGAGGAUGAAGAGUUGCCUUCAAAUCCGAAUCACACGGCCAAGUCUCGCUCGCAAUUAAAGGACUCAAAUCCGGACAAAGACAUGUCGCAGUUGUCCAGGAGAGAGCGUGAAGCCAUUGAGGCUCAGCAGGAACGUGAACGCUACCUUAAGUUGCACGCGGAGGGUAAAACAGAGGAGGCACGUGCAGAUCUAGCUCGUCUGGCUAUCAUUCGGGAGCGCCGAGAGGCAGAAAGGUUACGGAAGGAAGCUGAGAAAGAAGAGAAGGCAGAGCUAGCCAAGCAGCGGGCUGCAGAGAUAGAGACAAAGCUGAAUGUAAAGAAGAAAGGUGGUCCAAAGAAAAAAUAA